AUGUCCACCCUCUUCGACGAAUACCACUUAUCUGUAGACUUUAUAUUGGCUAAAAUCUUACGCUCUGUCUCUGAAGUCGAACGUCGCAACCUUCUCCCUAAAGCCAAGCCAGUAACUCAAUACCUUAUAUUCGAAGCAGGAACGGGCUCACGUCUCCUUAACUCAGACUUCUUGGACAAAGGUUAGUUUGUUCGCCGAAAAUCCUCGAAGGCGUCGUCUGUGGUCAGUGAGUAGAUUUGAAGUGGCAGCCUAAGCCUGAUGAUUUUAAUGAUAUUGAUUCUAAACUAUUGCAUACUUCACCUCCUCUAUGCUUUUUUGACGAAAUGAAGCGUGUGGUUCUGAGUGCUGAGUUGUCGAUGCCGGUCGGUUCUCCCGAGGUGUACUUUUGUUCUGUCUGGCCUCCUGUCCUUAUUUUUCCCUUGCCCGCAUAUUUUACCUUUAACUUGCAGAUGUUACUGAUAUCAUUAUUUUCCUCACUUUAGAUCAAUCACACACAAGUUUUGAUUCUCUCGACAAUUCAAAUCGCGUGGCUCCCAUAGAGUCCCGGAGUUUGUGUGAACAGCCUACGCUCACUCCGAAUACCACCAACAGUUCAGGCGUCUUUUUUGGUAGCCCAACACCUCACGCCUUUGACAUGAACGUCACACCCAUUAAGUCCCCCAACGGCCAUUGUUUGUCAAAACCCACGGGACUCACCUCAUCUACGGAGUCCGCCAGGCACGCUUUCUUGGAGGCAGGCUCAAUGUGCAAGUCACCCAACAGUUCCAUCAUUGAGAGCUACCCCCAGGAGAGCCUCCCGCCCACCUUCAUCUGCAGCUGGUCUGCGGAGAAGGUGGCCAAUUGGCUCACAGAGUGCGAUCUCUCCAAUUUCACCAAGGCCCUCGACGGUUUGGACGGCUGUCUGCUGUGGGAGCUGGCUCGUCAGAGGAUUGUCGCACCGGAGAGUUUUUAUGCCCACCUGCGUUCGGACCUCGGAAUGACCAUGAUUGAGCGCCUGCGCCUCAGUUUUGCCCUUUCCCGGCUUUCGAUUCUACGUGAAGACUAG
Messenger RNA from Spirometra erinaceieuropaei, 1045 nucleotides. The record is from the annotation of a GenBank genome assembly. Lineage: Eukaryota; Metazoa; Platyhelminthes; Cestoda; Diphyllobothriidea; Diphyllobothriidae.